This is a messenger RNA of Dipodomys spectabilis (banner-tailed kangaroo rat), 3135 nucleotides long. It is a transcript of the gene Cbx7, whose product is annotated as chromobox 7. Gene Ontology annotation, biological process: negative regulation of transcription by RNA polymerase II. The transcript has 6 exons. Lineage: Eukaryota; Metazoa; Chordata; Mammalia; Rodentia; Heteromyidae. The record is from RefSeq and is a predicted model, not a curated record. Gene Ontology annotation, cellular component: PRC1 complex. Bases 192 to 947 code for a protein of 251 amino acids.
UUGCGCAGGUUCAAAAAUGGAACGUCGGCGGCGGCGUGAGGCAGCGCGAGGGGGUGUGCGCGCGUGCGCGUGCGCGCCGGGCCGAGGGUGACGGGGACCCCGCGGGCCCCAGCAUCGCGCGCCGCAGCCGCGGCCCCGCAGCUCCGCCCCCGGCCCGGCCCGGCCCCGGGCCCGCUCGCCCGCCGCCCCGCAUGGAGCUGUCAGCCAUCGGUGAGCAGGUGUUCGCGGUGGAGAGCAUCCGGAAGAAGCGCGUGCGGAAGGGCAAGGUGGAAUACCUGGUGAAGUGGAAAGGAUGGCCCCCCAAGUACAGCACGUGGGAGCCGGAGGAACACAUCCUGGACCCUCGCCUCGUCAUGGCCUACGAGGAGAAGGAGGAGAGAGACCGAGCGUCGGGGUAUAGGAAGAGAGGCCCGAAGCCCAAGCGGCUUCUGCUGCAGCGGCUGUACAGUAUGGACCUGCGGAGCUCACACAAGGCCAAGGGCAAGGAGAAGCUCUGCUUCUCCCUGACCUGCCCGCUCGGCAGCGGGAGCCCCAAGGGGGUGGUCAAGGCGGGGACACCCAAGCUGGUGGACAAGGGCCCCUUGGUGCCCGCCCUGCCCUUCCCGCUCUGCAAGCCGGGCCAGGCCCACAAGUACCUGCGGCUGUCACGAAAGAAGUUCCCGCCCCGCGGGUCCUACCUGGAAAGUCACAGCCACGGACAGGAGCUCUCCCCGCAGGACUCGCCAGCCCCAGACGCCCUGCAGGCGGCCGGCCAGUGGGAGCCUGAGGAGCAGCCCCCUGAGGAGGAGGCAGAUGCAGACCUGGCUGAUGGGCCCCCAUCCUGGACACCUGCACUCCCCUCAAGCGAAGUGACCGUGACAGACAUCACCGCCAACUCGGUCACUGUCACCUUCCGUGAGGCCCAGGCAGCUGAGGGCUUCUUCCGAGACCGUGGCAGGAAGCUGUGACCCAGGCUCCCACUCUUCCUCAACUGUUCUCUGGGGUGUGGGGUGGGGGACCCCAGAGACCAGGAGGGGCUGGGGCAGGGUGAUAUUUCAGUGGAAAAGAAGACCCCCCACACACAACCCUCCCACCACCCAACCUUUCUCGGUGAGGGAUGGAGACAGCGGGCCUGGAGAGCCCCCGGCCCAGCCCCGCCUGGCGGCUGGCAUGCUAACAUCACCCGAACCUCCCUGUCUGCUCGGGCUGUAUGGUGGAACUGGAGGCUGCUUUGAUCUCCAAGGACAGGAUCAGAUGGAGGCCUUGAGAUGGCCAGGCAGGGUCCUGAUCCUCCAGAGGCUUCUGCCCUUCUGAGAGCAGGCUGCCCGCUGAGCCCCUCCUCCCCAGCGGGCAUGGAAGCGCCCACGCGUAUGUCCAGCCGCACACCCGUGCCCGCCUCCUUCAGAAGCUGCCGAGAACACAGGGCGACUCGGCACACGCAAACUUGCCACGGAGCCCCUCUCUCCACCUUGCAUGCGCGUCCCAUGACGGGAUCUGCCAGCUCUGCUUGCUCAGAGCCCAGGGUCCGGGCGUGGAGGCCUCCUAGGCUCCAGCAUGCAGAUCUGGCCAGGCCACCAGUGCCACUACACGUGUGUGGCUUCUGAGACAGCAGGACCUGUCUUUCCACAGGGUCCUGUCCUUCCCGGCUCAGCUCUUCCAGCCCCCCUCGCUUCCUGCCCUCCCCUGUGGCUCAGCACCCCCGGGGGGUGGGGGAGGUGGCCACCAGUUCUCAGGGCAGCCCUCAUCUCCUGGACCCCUCCUCCCCCCCUUCUGUGUCCCUCAGGCAACCUGAAUGCCACCUUGUCCCCUGUGGAGGUGGAGUCACUGUGUGUGGUGGGCCAGGCUUGCGUCUGCCAGGAGCGGUGCUGCUGUGCCGGCUGGCGGGAAGGACUCCUACCCCAAUCCUGUGGGGGCAAAAACGCAGAUGGGUGAGGGCCCAGGGGAGCAGGGAGGCCGGUCCCCCCACCAUCGGCGUCCAGGUGGACUGGACACUAUGGCUGGGGGCCCAGCACUGUCCCCUGACUGCUGUGUCCCCAGGAAAGCCAGCAGAAUGUGGGGCCCAAGGCCAGGGCAACUUCUCCCCUCUUCAGUUCCCAAACCAAAGAGCGCCUGCACCCAUUGUGUUUGGGAUGCCGUUAGCAAGACCUUCAAACUCCUGGGGCUCCCCUUUUUCCUUAGUCUCUAGUUGUCCAGGGUCAAUUCAGUGCUUCCAUUGGGGGACAGCCUCAUCGCCCGCCCCCAGCCCCAGAGGUCAGAUGGAGAACAGAAGAGCGGGCAAGGGGGGGCCUCUGCCUGCUCGGGGGGCCCCUGCAGCUCAGGGCUCCUCAGAGCAGGAUCUCAAGUAGAUUGAGUGUGUCUCCCCACUUCGGGGCUUGAGGACACAGGCAGCUUCCAGUGGAAACCACACUCCCACCCCCAGCCCUUUCUGGGCCCCUCCAUCUGGGUCCUGUGCGAGCGGGUGGGCAGCUGUUUUCUGUCUGCUGCAGCAGCAGAAUGUGUUUUUCCUGUCUUUCUGGCUCACGGGAAUCCGUGGCACAGGCUGGGCCCGCUCUCCAGAGGCGGCUUUUCCAGCCCAGGACCCAGUGGCUGCUCAGACCCCAGCAAGGCCCCAGCUCAGGCCAGGUGGAUGGUGACCCCCCUCUCCAUAGCCCCUACAAGGCCAGUACUUGGAUGGGAAGGGGGCCGGCAGCCGCCCGACUGCCUGCCCACCCCUUCCCCCCCUUGAAUGUAGAGGCUGCGCUGGUACUUGGCUCUUACCGAGGGGUGGACUAGAGGAGGGGUCACUUGCAGUGCGUGGCCCAGCCCUGGGCUCCGUGGUUCUCAGGACGGUGACUCCAUUGCCAAGUUCCUCCGCCUCCGCUCCAGGGAGGCCAAGCCACUGUGCUCUGUACAGUUCUGCUUUAUAAGUGGUGGUGCGGCCGCCGGUCUCAGCACAAGACGCUUCCUUGCACAGUGAGCUCCGAGCUUAGACUACAUGAAUGUAUUUGGGGGUGGGGCCCGGGCCUGCCCUGGGGGAGGGGGUCGCGAGCGCAGAGCACGGUUUAUUUUUGUACUGAUAUUGGUAAGAGACUGUAUAGCAUCUAUUUAUUUAGAUGAUUUAUCUGGUAAACGAGGCAAAAAUUAUUACAAAUACAUUAAAGACGAUUUUAAGACGUU